This is a messenger RNA of Anneissia japonica, 2330 nucleotides long. RefSeq names its product porphobilinogen deaminase-like. Gene Ontology annotation, cellular component: cytoplasm. Bases 131 to 1351 code for a protein of 406 amino acids. Gene Ontology annotation, molecular function: hydroxymethylbilane synthase activity. Lineage: Eukaryota; Metazoa; Echinodermata; Crinoidea; Comatulida; Comatulidae. The transcript has 9 exons. Gene Ontology annotation, biological process: heme biosynthetic process. The record is from RefSeq and is a predicted model, not a curated record.
AAAGGUCAUUUGAAUAAGGUCAGAGGCGGUGCCUUUAGACAGCACGUUGCCUGUUGCAUGCACACCGUCUACAACAGCAGAAACUGCAUCUAGGCCUAGGCUAGGAAAAUAGACAUAAACUGUGAAGAACAUGGCAAGUGAAAGAAAGACAUUGAUCGUUGUUGGUUCGAGGAGAAGCGAGCUUGCAAUGAUACAGACAAAGAAAGUAAUAAGUGCUUUGAAGGAAGUUGAUCCUGAGAUGGAAUAUCAGAUUGAAACCAUGGAAACCAUAGGUGAUAAGAUCCAGGAUAAAGCAUUGUCUAAAAUAGGACAGACAAACCUUUUCACAAAGGAAUUAGAACAAGCAUUAGCAGAUAAACAUGUCGACAUGAUUGUGCACUCUUUCAAGGAUUUACCAACGACACUUCCUGAUGGCAUGGUCAUAGCUUCUGUGAUCAAGAGAGAUGAUCCCCAUGAUGCUGUAGUUUUUCAUCCUAAGCAUGCUGGGAAGACUUUGCGAACUUUACCUACAGGCAGUGUUCUAGGGACAAGUUCCGUAAGGAGAAGAGCACAAUUAAAGAGAUGUUAUCCGAACUUAGCUUUUAAAGAUGUUCGAGGUAAUCUUAAUACUCGUUUGCGUAAAUUGGAUGAGGCAGAUGACUACAGCGCCCUCAUAUUAGCCAAGGCAGGUCUCGAACGAAUGGGAUGGAAUUCACGAAUUAAUCAGGUUCUAGGACCAAAUGAGUGCAUGUACUCGGUAAGUCAAGGAGCGAUAGCCAUCGAGGUCAGAUCAGAUGAUAAUAAAAUGAUUGAAUUUCUGUCAAAACUCCACCACAUGGAUUCGUUACUAGAGUGUAUAGCUGAGCGUGCUCUGUUGCGUAAGCUGGAAGGGGGUUGUAGCGCCCCAGUUGGAGUCUAUACUGAUAUCAAGGAAGGCCAGAUGCAUCUGACAGCUGCUGCACUGAGUCUAGAUGGGUCAGAGUGCGUGAAGAUGUCUAUGAGCACAAGUAUUGAUUUAGAUUGUCCUGAAAAGCAAGAAUCCGGCAGUAAACAACUGUUCUCCGGUAUAGUGGCUCACAAUAAGCCCGUCGAACCACUAAAAGUUGCGGAGGAAUCUGGCAGUCAGCAAUUGUUUUCCGGUAUAAUGGCCCACAGUAAGCCUGUCGGACCAGUAAAAGCUGUGGAGGAAUUCGGCAGUCAGCAAUUGUUCUCCGGUAUAGUGGCCCACGGUAAACCUGUCGGACCACUAAAAGCUGCGGAGGAUUUGGGCAGAGAUCUUGCCAUCAAAAUCCUUGAAAAUGGAGGCAGGGAGAUUUUGCAUGCAGCUCAUGAAGAAAUUCAACAUCAUCAUCAUCAGGUGAAGAUAUGGUAGAGUAUCAUCUUGGACAAUCAAAGAUUAAAACAUUUGAAUAAUAUGUGCACAUGGAAGAUGUUUUUCUGCAUGCUGUUAACCAAGAGCUUGGUCAAUUUGUACUAUAGAUUAUUAAUCGCUUGAGACUAAUCAUACUGUACUCACCAAAGACUUUGGGCAAUUUGUACCAUGGAUUAUUGACCCCUUAGACUAACCAUUCUGUACUCAUCAAAAGUAUUGGACAAUUUGUACCAUGGAUUAUCGAUCCUUUGGGCUAAUACUGUACACAUCAAAGACGUUCGUCAAUUUGUACCAUGGAUUAUUGAUCCCUUGGACUAAUCAUUCUGUACUCAUCAAAGAUAUUGGACAAUUUGUACCAUGGAUUAUCGAUCCCUUGGGCUAAUACUGUACACAUCAAAGACGUUCGUCAAUUUGUACCAUGGAUUAUUGAUCCCUUGGACUAAUCAUACUGUACUCAUCAAAGACUUUGGACAAUUUGUACCAUGAUCCCUCAAUAUUGUGAUUUGUUCAAACUAUGGAUUAAUAUGAUCCAUAUAUUUUAUGGAUUCUACUAAACACCACAAAUAUAACAAUGUUCACUGAUUUUAACCAGAAAUUGAACAAUUAUCGCUAAAAAAGUUAGUUUUUAUAUUAAACAAUUUUACUCUCGGGUGGUAGAAUUUUAAAUAUUUUCACCACCGUGUGGUUCCAUGUGGUGUUUAAUGAAAAAUGUACAAUGGACUUUUAAUAUUGCGGACUAUUAUUGUUAUCUGAUGGAUGAUCUGUUUGAUGGGAUAGCAGAUCCAUUUAUAAGUAAUACAAAGUAUAUUCUUCUUUCACUGCUUAAAUUUCCAUGAUGUAAUAUGAGACAACCUGUGUUGUUUUUGCUGUUGUUGUUGCUGCUGUUGCUGCCGUUGUUGUUGCUGCUGUUGCUGCUGCUGUUUGUUGUUGCUGCUGCUGCUACUGUUGUUGCUACUGUUGUUACUGCUGCUACUGUUGU